Manis pentadactyla (Chinese pangolin) is the source of this 3495-nucleotide messenger RNA. RefSeq names its product vacuolar protein sorting 4 homolog B (gene VPS4B). The record is from RefSeq and is a predicted model, not a curated record. Gene Ontology annotation, biological process: vacuole organization; endosomal transport. Gene Ontology annotation, molecular function: ATP binding; ATP hydrolysis activity. The transcript is spliced from 11 exons. Lineage: Eukaryota; Metazoa; Chordata; Mammalia; Pholidota; Manidae. Bases 209 to 1543 code for a protein of 444 amino acids.
GUUUCGGGAUUGCGGAAGUUUGGGGAAGAGGGUCUGGAGGCUGCUGGUCGCUGUGCUGCUUUGGAACAGAUUCCAGGAGGGAGGCCGCCGCUUGCGGUCCGAGAGCUACCAGCCUGCGCACGUUUGAGGAAACACCGGGGGCGACUCGUCCAGCGGUUGGCCUCCUUUGCCCUCGUUCCUUCACGGGGAACCGCCUCGGAUCUCAGCCAUGGCAUCCAGUUCGCCCAAUCUCCAGAAAGCAAUAGAUCUUGCUAGCAAAGCAGCCCAGGAAGACAAAGCUGGGAACUAUGAGGAAGCCCUUCAGCUCUACCAACACGCUGUACAGUAUUUUCUCCAUGUAAUAAAAUAUGAAACACAGGUUGAUAAAGCCAAGCAGAGUAUCAGAGCGAAGUGUACAGAGUAUCUUGAUAGAGCAGAAAAACUAAAGGAAUAUCUGAAAAAGAAAGAGAAAACACCACAGAAGCCGGUGAAAGAAGGACAGCCAAGUCCAGCUGAUGAGAAGGGGAAUGACAGUGAUGGGGAAGGAGAAUCUGAUGAUCCUGAGAAAAAGAAACUACAGAAUCAACUUCAAGGUGCCAUUGUUAUAGAACGACCAAAUGUGAAAUGGAGCGAUGUUGCUGGUCUUGAAGGAGCCAAAGAAGCACUUAAAGAAGCUGUGAUAUUACCUAUUAAAUUCCCUCAUCUUUUUACAGGAAAGAGAACACCUUGGAGGGGAAUCCUGCUGUUUGGUCCCCCUGGGACAGGAAAGUCCUACUUGGCCAAAGCUGUAGCAACGGAAGCAAACAACUCGACAUUUUUUUCAAUAUCUUCCUCUGACCUUGUGUCCAAGUGGCUGGGUGAAAGUGAAAAGCUAGUUAAGAACUUAUUCCAACUUGCCAGAGAGAAUAAACCUUCCAUUAUCUUCAUUGAUGAAAUCGAUUCUUUGUGUGGUUCAAGAAGUGACAAUGAAAGUGAAGCUGCACGUAGAAUUAAGACAGAGUUCCUAGUUCAAAUGCAAGGGGUUGGUGUGGACAAUGAUGGAAUUUUGGUUCUGGGAGCUACAAAUAUACCCUGGGUUCUGGAUUCUGCCAUUAGGAGAAGAUUUGAGAAGCGAAUUUAUAUUCCUCUGCCUGAGGCCCAUGCCCGAGCAGCAAUGUUUAAGUUGCAUUUAGGGACCACCCAGAACAACCUCACAGAAACAGACUUCCGAGACCUUGGGAAGAAAACUGAUGGUUAUUCGGGGGCAGACAUAAGUGUCAUUGUGCGUGAUGCACUUAUGCAACCUGUGAGGAAAGUACAGUCAGCUACUCAUUUUAAAAAGGUUCGUGGACCUUCACGAGCUGAUCCUAACAGGAUGGUAGAUGAUCUGCUAAUGCCGUGUUCUCCCGGUGACCCUGGUGCCAUUGAAAUGACAUGGAUGGAUGUCCCAGGGGAUAAACUUUUGGAGCCAGUUGUUUGCAUGUCGGAUAUGUUACGGUCACUGUCUAACACAAAACCCACAGUCAAUGAGCACGACCUGCUGAAGUUAAAGAAGUUUACAGAAGAUUUUGGCCAAGAAGGCUAGACCAAAGACAGCAAGGAAGACAUUAUCUUUCUUUUGUAGGUAUUUCUGCCUUUCUUGGAUGGCGUUCAGAUUAUUUCCAGCAAAACUCUUAACCACAGAGAAAUAAUAGAUCUCAUUUCAGAGUACCUUUAUAUCUACUUUUGCUCCAUUACCAAUUAAAUGCUCCUGUUAACAACAAUUACAAGAUACUGGAUUGUAAGGAAAUGAGUGAUACAUGAAUGGCAAAAAAUAGAAAUUACCCAGUAAAAAGAGGAUUAAAGUUGAUUAAGAUACAAGCGUUUUAAAUUGCAUUUGAAUCUUUGGUCUUUGCAAAGAGCAUUCAUUUUUUUCUUUUUUUUUAACUGAAGUGAAAUAGGGCAUACUCAUAUUUUAAAAUUAAGCAUCGAUAUCAUCCGUGUAAAAUUUAUUUAGUUUACUAAAAAAUUAAAAAUAAUAGAAUCUUUAUUCUCAGGGAUGGGCAGUAAAACAGCAAAGAGCACUGUGAUUGGGCUUGACAGAUUUUUAAUUAUUUUCUAGCCAAGGCUCUCAUUGAUUUUGGAUAGGUUGACAAUUUUCUCCAUGUAGGUUUAAAUAAUUUCUUUAAAGACAGCAACCUUUUAUAUUUAACUAAAUAAUACCUUUCACUGUGCAAUCUGAAGAGAAAGACUUUCUAAAUUUAGCAUUGUGUUUAUCUUGGAGAAGAAAAUUGUCUAUUUCAGUGUCUUUUCGUAGUGAGAUUGACCAAAACAGAUGGUAAAUAAAUAUGUACUUUUAAGUAACUGUCAUAAAAUACUGUAAUGGGAACCUUUAUUAAAGGAAUGGCCUUGUUUUGGAUUAUGGAAAAUUUCUUUUAGGUGUAUGUGUACAUAUAUAUAUAUAUAUAUAUAUAUAAUUUUUUUAGUAUAGGAUAGCAAGGGUCUUGUCUUUUUCCUUUUAAGUUCAAGGAACAGUUUGUCCUGGCCACACAUAUGUUUAUCAGUGUAAUGCUUCAUGAAGCUUUAGAAAUGAGCUGAUGUAUCAUUAAUAAAAUACAAACAUGAUAUUACGUUAUUUUUAAUAUCUUCAAAUAAUCUGAGGGUGUAUGUUACAUACUUAAGCAGCAACACAAAGUUGUGCCUUGUGCAUUUGCAUUGGCUGUGUAUGCAAAGGGUUAUUACUAAGUAAGCUAGAGUGAGGUAGGUGACUGAAUUAGUGUACAGUUCUACCUUGCAAAUGCUGUAGAAUUUGCAUUUUAAAAUACAUUUGCACAUUUUACAUGAUUGCUAUGUGGUUGCCUUUGGGUUCUGUACAGAUUAUUUUUGUUAAUAACAAAUGGAAAUCAUAGGCCUGAAAUACACUGUUCUUGUGUGAAGUAAAUUGAUAUAUAACCUACUAUUGGCUAUAUCCUGUCUGUUCUUCUUAUUUGGGAAUCUUCUGUAUAGGAGAAAAUACUAUCUAAGUUGAUUAGAUACAAAGACAUCGUUAAAAUUAUUAAUUAAAAUGUAUACAUGAAAAUUCUGUUGCUCAGCUUUUAUGUGGGAGUUGGAAAUUAACUUGGCAGACCAACACUAAUAUUUUGUGGAUGUCUUACAAGAUAAUCUGUAUACUUCAUCAGCUCAGAAUUAUAUAGUAUUGCUAUUAAUUAUAUAAUUAGGAGAAUUAACAUAAUUAUGCUAUUAUAAUUAUAUAAUAGUUGAAAUCCAGAAUUCUUUGUAAAUGUAGAAUUUGUUCUGAGGAAGUGCUUUACUUAAUUUAAUCACAUAACCACAUAGUAUGUAAGAAUAGCAUUAAAAAUAAGUGAAUACUUCAUCACACUUAAUUCUUAAUGUGCUUUGAGAACUAUAUCUCCAUAUCCAUGUCAUUUCUAGCCUAGCUCCAAUAUUUACAUUAUAUUUUCUACAUUUCUAGAAUCUAAAAGUAUUAGAUUUAUUCUUGAAUAGGCCAUUUCCCAUGCGUUUUUUAAUGAACAAAUAAAAUACUCAGAGGAAACUGAA